CGAAGUUCUCUAGACGUUUUGCAUCACUGUCAGUGAAAAUAAACAUCAACAUUAUUCGAAGGAUUUCCAACUUGGAUUCCUGCGAAUUUUAACAAAUUUUGCAAAAACCAAUUCUGCGGACAGCUCAAUGGCGCUGUCCAAUGUACUCAUACUUAGUCAAGUGGCAGGGCAUGUGAUCGCACUAAUCCUUUCCCUGUGCAUCUUCAUUCCACUGUCGGUUCACGUUCAUUCGUUCAACGGUCAUUGUUUGCUUUUUGCUUCCGGAACAUGGCAGGAAACGAAUGGCCUCUUCGAUGUUAGGUGGGCUUCGGAAGCAUAUUGCACUUAUCCUAUACUGGUUGGAAUACAACUGUUCGUCAUAUCCGGAAUUCAAAUAUAUCGCUUGGCUAUUCUAGUUUAUAGGGAACUAGAUAGCUCUUUCCUGGCCCUGUUUUUUGAUGUAGUAUUCAGCAUUAGUCUUUGUGUAAUGACAAUCAUUGCUGCGAUAAUCAUCACCCUCGGAUUCUUGACCUGGUGCAGUCAUAUGACCGAACGUUUUCCAUCAUGUGAAAUUGCCGAUGGCCAGAACAUCACCAACACCGAGCUGAAUGUUCGGACGUCUGGGUUCUACAUUGAAAUGGGAACGGCACAGUUUGGCGCAUGGGCCUCCUUUGCGAUUUGGGUAGGAUUGUCGGUGUUCGCACUGCUGAAGCUUAUCAACAACCAUCAAUUGCGCAACCUGAAGGUCUCGAUGUAUAUCGAACGUCAGCGGUUAGUCAACGAGGAUGUGUACAGGGGAACCACCUCGGAACUACCGACAGGAACCGGUUCGAUUGCUGAAUCGCCCAGCGAGAAUCCACUUGAUUGAAUUUAUCCAUGUGUUGUACCGAAUAAAUUGUAAUUUCGAAUAAGCAUACGUAUAAUUCGGGGCGAUAGUCUAAACUAGAUCGAUAAAAGCAAUACUCGUGGCCGAGUGUUCAAAUGUUGGUAGAACAGCUGUCACUCGUAUGCCGGAGUAUUAAUUAUUUUCGAGUAUAAAUGCAUAUAUGCAAAUUCACUGCGCCAAUUGGCCGAUCGGCAAUGUUACUAUGCAUUCCGAGUCGGUAUGGCAUGUGCUUAUUUGUUAUGCUUUGACCUUAUGCUACUUGUUCUAAUGUAUUCUUCCAACGCAUGGAACUGAUCCUGGUUCAAUAUAUGUAUGUGAUGUAUAUGAUAAAUGAUAUUCAAAUUGUUAUUCAAUAUAAAUAUUAUUUAUAAAGUGUAAUUUCUUUUUACAUUCGACUUCAAAAA
This is a messenger RNA of Topomyia yanbarensis, 1269 nucleotides long. RefSeq names its product transmembrane protein 179. The record is from RefSeq and is a predicted model, not a curated record. Bases 128 to 847 code for a protein of 239 amino acids. Lineage: Eukaryota; Metazoa; Arthropoda; Insecta; Diptera; Culicidae. The transcript has 4 exons.